Molecule: messenger RNA, 390 nt
Organism: Manis pentadactyla (Chinese pangolin)
Lineage: Eukaryota; Metazoa; Chordata; Mammalia; Pholidota; Manidae
Gene: PFN4
Product: profilin family member 4
Exons: 4
Coding region: 1-390 (129 amino acids)
Cellular component (GO): cell cortex
Molecular function (GO): actin monomer binding
Source: RefSeq, a predicted model, not a curated record
AUGAGCCAUUUGCAGAACUUACUGUUAGAUACUCUCCUGGGAACCAAGCAUGUGGACGGUGCAGCCCUCAUUAAACUCCACGAGAGGAGCUUGUGUGUAACAUCACCAGGAUUUAGUGUAAUGCCCAGGGACGUCCGAACACUUGUGAAUGGAUUUGCCAAGAACCCUUUACAGGCCAGAAGAGAAGGAUUAUAUUUCAAGGAAAAGGACUACAAAUGUGUCCGAGCAGAUGACUAUUCUCUUUAUGCUAAGAAUGAAAAUAUUGGUGUGGUUGUUGUGAAGACCCAUCUGUACCUUCUGGUGGCAACUUACGCUGAGGGCAUGUAUCCUAGUGUUUGUGUGGAAGCCACAGAGAAACUGGGGGAAUAUCUAAGAAAAAAAGGAAAUUAA